Girardinichthys multiradiatus is the source of this 1024-nucleotide messenger RNA. It is a transcript of the gene rwdd1, whose product is annotated as RWD domain containing 1. Lineage: Eukaryota; Metazoa; Chordata; Actinopteri; Cyprinodontiformes; Goodeidae. Bases 150 to 866 code for a protein of 238 amino acids. The record is from RefSeq and is a predicted model, not a curated record. Gene Ontology annotation, biological process: cytoplasmic translation. The transcript is spliced from 7 exons. Gene Ontology annotation, molecular function: protein binding.
UCUGAGUAAGACAGAAAUUCCAAUCCCCGACAUCAUCGAUUGUUGCUUUGAGUGAAUGGGACCGAUAGAACACGCCGGACACUAGCUUGCCAGCAGUUUAAGUGUUGGAAUGAUUUUAUCAAACUCCAGAUAACCACCUGAUAUUAAAAAUGACAGAUUACGUCGAGGAGCAAAGGAAUGAACUUGAAGCCAUAGAAUCAAUCUAUCCCGACUCCUUUACAGUGCUGUCAGAAGACCCCACCAGUUUCACCAUCACUGUUAUGUCAGACGCAGCUGAAAAUGGGGACACUGUAGAAGCAACUUUAAAGUUUACAUAUGUAGCAAAAUACCCUGAUGAGCCCCCACUGUGGGAAAUCUACUCCCAAGAAAAUCUGGAAGAUGGCGACAUGGAAGACAUUCUCACCCUGUUGAACCAGCAGGCCGAAGAGAACCUGGGGAUGGUGAUGAUUUUCACCCUGGUGACAGCUGUUCAGGAGAAACUUAAUGAAAUUGUGGAUGCAAUGAAAAACAGACGAGAAGAGGAAAAACUCCGCAAAGAAAAGGAGGCAGAGGAAGCAGAAAAGGUGGCAUUCCAAGGUACAGUGGUGACAAUUGAAAACUUCUUAGCAUGGAAAGCCAAGUUUGACCUGGAGAUGGCAGAGUUCAGACAAAAAAAACAGAAAGAGGAGGAGCAGGCUGGAAAACCUAAACUUACUGGGAAACAGCUGUUUGAGAGAGAUCAUAACCUUGACACAUCAGACAUUCAGUUCCUAGAAGAUGGAGGAAACAACGUUGAAGUGGAUGAGUCACUGUUCCAGGACAUUGAGGACUUGGAUUUGGAUGAAGAUGGUCCAACCUUUGAUCCUUUAGAGAUGGACAGUGAUUAAGACUAAAGCUGCCAAAAACAAUAGACUAUUAAAACCCUCAGAGAACACUGCUCUACUCAUACUUUCACUUGACUAGAUCAUUUUUGGAGAGUCUUGAAGAAAAUAGGGCACAUCUUUAUUACAAUAUAAAACGUAAAUAAAGAAAACAUUUUCAAAAA